Molecule: messenger RNA, 2924 nt
Organism: Oenanthe melanoleuca
Lineage: Eukaryota; Metazoa; Chordata; Aves; Passeriformes; Muscicapidae
Product: bile salt-activated lipase-like
Exons: 12
Coding region: 1195-2883 (562 amino acids)
Biological process (GO): synaptic vesicle endocytosis; neuron cell-cell adhesion; presynaptic membrane assembly
Cellular component (GO): synapse; cell surface; postsynaptic specialization membrane
Molecular function (GO): triacylglycerol lipase activity; signaling receptor activity; sterol ester esterase activity
Source: RefSeq, a predicted model, not a curated record
GAGCCAAAGAGGGAACUGGAGAGUGAGCACUUUCCAACCACUUCAUCUGAGCAACAGACAGAUUGGCAGGAAAGGCCUGUCAGCCUUUGCCUGUGCCACUCAGGGAGCCCCCAUCCAUGCAAAUAACCUGGGGAGAAACUGCCUGGCAGUGCCCACUCCAGCAAAAGUCCAUUUGAAGUGAGGGGACCUGGGGAUGUGGUGAAGAGCACUGCCCCUCCCAGCACACCCCACACAUCCUGGGGUGCAGCAAAUCUGGCUUUCAGCCAGGAAUCAAUGCCAUAUGUUCCUGUGUCCCCACUGACUCCAAUUGGCUUUGCCAGAAGAUCAAUGUGGGAAAUCUCCCACAGGAAACAUCUUUCAUUUUCUCACUGUUGGCCUUCAUAUGCACUUAAAAAAAAAAAAAAAAAAAUCUUAAAGGCAUUUUCCUUCUGCAUUGCCCCUAGGCCAAAGCUAAAUGAAACAUUGGUCACUCAGCUAAGUCAUUUCUCUUCUGGAAUCUGGAGCACAAACUUCAUUUUCACAUGAUCCAGUGACAGUCCCAUGUCUGUAUGAGCCACAGGCAGAGUGCAAACCUGAUCCCUUCCCUGUUUCCUAGAGAGAGUUUCCUAGAGUUCCCAGUUUUGGGGUGACAAACUAAUUUGCCUCGGCAGGACCUGUCACCCACACAAUGCCAUCUUUGGGAUUAAGAAAUCUCAACUAAACCACUGGAUGCUGCUCUCCAGACCUGGAAGAAAUUCUGCACCAAUGCUGUGGAUAAAUGGGUGUAUAUAUUAUCAUAAUAACUGCCUAAUGAGUCCUCUAGGAAGCUCAACAAGCUCCCAAGAGAGAGGCAAACAUCCAAAUGAGCUGGUAAUACACCAGAGAGGAAGAAUAAUAGAGAAGUUGCAUUCCCAAAUUUCUCUCAGUGUAGGAAGUGCAGUCUGAUCAGGAUGGUGGCCACGUGGAAAACAGAAAAGAUACCUGGGGAGGUUUGGCCUCCAGCCCAGGCAAGCAGCACCUGCAGGGCUCUCACACAGCCAUGCCCUUCUGCCUCAGCCAUGGACUGGCCUCAGGCUACUGAAGGACAAGGGUGUGGAGGCUGCCCUGCUUCAGCUCCCAGCCAGGCCUGCCCCAUGGCAUUGGCACACACCUGCACCCCUGGCUAUAUAAGCACAGCUCUCCAGCUGGGACAGUCUGCUCAGCACUGGCCUCACCAUGGCUCGCUGGUACAUCCUGGCCUUGGCCCUGUGCUCCUACCUCGGGGUAGCCUGGGCUGCCACCCUGGGUGUGGUGCUCACCGAGGGAGGAUUUGUGAAAGGUGAGAAUAAGAAACUGGGACUCUUUGGGAGCUACGUUGACAUCUUCAGAGGGAUUCCCUUUGCUGCCCCCACAAAGACUCUGCAAGACCCUGAACCUCAUCCUGGCUGGGAUGGAACACUGGAAACAAAGAAAUUCAAACCACGCUGUGUGCAGAUGACGCUGACACAGACUGACAUCCGUGGGAGUGAGGACUGUCUCUACCUGAACAUCUGGAUCCCUCAAGGGAGGAGGCAGAUCUCUACCAAGCUGCCUGUGAUGGUUUUCAUUUACGGCGGCGCUUUCCUGGUGGGAGGCAGCCAGGGCGCCAAUUUCCUGGACAACUACCUGUACGAUGGGGAGGAGAUCGCCGUGCGGGGCAACGUCAUCGUGGUGACCGUCAACUACCGCCUGGGGCCGCUGGGCUUCCUGAGCACCGGGGACGAAAACCUGCCAGGGAACUACGGGCUCAAGGACCAGCACAUGGCCAUUGCCUGGGUGAAGAGGAACAUCAAGGCCUUUGGGGGUGACCCAGACAACAUCACCAUCUUUGGGGAAUCGGCCGGUGCCACCAGUGUCUCCCUGCAGACACUGUCCCCAAAGAACAAGGGCCUGUUCAAGAGAGCCAUCAGCCAGAGCGGUGUCGGGCUCUGCAGCUGGGCCAUCCAGAGGGACCCGCUCCUCUGGGCCAAAAAGCUUGGAGAAAAGGUGGGCUGCUCCACAGAAAACACCACCAUCUUGGCCAACUGCCUGCGCAGCUCUGACCCCAAAACCUUGACCCUGGCUUACCACCUGCAGCUCACCAACCUGCCCAUGCCCCUGGUGCACACCCUGGCCCUCUCUCCUGUGGUUGAUGGGGAUUUCCUCCCAGACGUGCCAGAGAACCUCUUUGCCAAUGCUGCCGACAUCGACUACGUGGCCGGGGUCAAUGACAUGGACGGGCACUUCUUUGCCGGUGUGGAUUUACCGGCCAUCAACCGCCCGCUGGUGAAAGUCACUGCGGACGAGGUGUACAAAUUGAUCAAAGGCCUCACCGUGGACAGGGGCGAGGCUGGAGCCAACGCCACCUACAACAUCUACACACAGAGCUGGGGUGAGAAACCCUCGCAGGAGGUUGUGAAGAAGACAGUGGUGGAGCUGAUGACUGACUACAUCUUCCUGAUCCCCACUCAGAAGGCACUGGACCUGCACGUGCAGAAUGCCAAGAGUGGCAAGACCUACAGCUACGUGUUCUCCCAGCCAUCCCGCAUGCCCGUCUACCCCAGCUGGGUGGGGGCAGACCAUGCUGAUGACCUGCAGUACGUGUUUGGGAAGCCCUUUGCCACCCCCCUGGGCUACCUGCCCAAGCACAGGACUGUCUCAAAGGCCAUGAUUGCUUACUGGACCAAUUUUGCCAGGACUGGUGAUCCCAACAAAGGGAAUUCAGAUGUGCCCGUUUCCUGGCCAGCCUACACCAGCAAGGGCAAGUACUACCUGGAUAUCAACAACAAGAUGAGCAAGAACUCUGUGAAACAGGACCUGAGAUCACAGUAUGUCUCCUUCUGGAACUCAGACUAUCUGAAGCUGCCACAGGUUGCCAACAUCUCCCAGUCAGAGUUACUGUUCUGAACCUUUUCAAGAUAAUUCAUUAAAGCCUUGCAUGUAACUGA